Messenger RNA from Anarrhichthys ocellatus (wolf-eel), 5166 nucleotides. RefSeq names its product protein associated with LIN7 2, MAGUK p55 family member a (gene pals2a). Gene Ontology annotation, molecular function: protein binding. The coding region runs from base 2295 to 3947 and encodes 550 amino acids. The transcript is spliced from 12 exons. Lineage: Eukaryota; Metazoa; Chordata; Actinopteri; Perciformes; Anarhichadidae. The record is from RefSeq and is a predicted model, not a curated record.
AACUCUGAAAUGGACAGAAGCGUGAAAGACUGACUGGGUGGCCGUGAUUAAAUUAGGUAACGUAUCAUUCAUUCAUUCUUACAGACACUUGCAAAACGUGGAUCAUCAUGGGACCCUCUAGUUUCUUGACUCUCACGACCAGCUAACGUUAGCUAGCUAGAAUGAGCCACAUGCUAUCACGGUUAGCUACUAACGUUAGCUACCGACUGGACUUUCAGCUAACUGUUCCUGACGACUAUUACUAACAAUAAAACGUUGACCAGCUAACUUUACUUCGCUGACUUGCUUGUUGGUUUGUGGUAACAUGCCUGUAUUUGUCAGUCUGAAAGAUAAUUGGCGCAGUCAGUGUUUGCUAUGAAUCAUUAGCAUUGCUAACUUGCCUUCACGUGAGCUACACACUAGCAAUGGCUGGCACCAACUUGGUACCGGGACGGGCACUACUGUAGUAGUCGCCAAUUAGGACCUGACGGCAUGUAACCGUGGUUUAACGUAUUCCAAACAAUAUCGGAUCGUUUACGAAUAACAUGUUAGCUAAGUUACCCCACAUAGGAAGUGGUUACACGUGCCCAAUGCGCGUGUAACGUUAGCUUCACUGUGAAUUUAAAUCACCGCCGCCAACACGUUUCUUGAAGGCUGACUUUUUUUUGUUUAACUCCACUGUGAGUUACUUUAGUGUCCUUCCACGACAUUAGAACAACCUCACUAUUUGUGAUCGCGUCUGCCUUCAUGAGCACGUUCACGUCCCAUCGGGCUGCUCCUCCAUUCAUCGACACUGGCUCCUAACUUAUGAAAAGUGUGACUGUUACGUAACAACGUUACAGCACGCGAUAUGCUUUACUGAGGUAUCUGACCUCUCAGUUCUCACAAAUAUCUUACAAUCAGUUCAAAUACAAUCAUCCAACCGACCCCAGUCUAAUUUGUGGAAAAUAUAUAUUUUAAUAGGUCUCAGCUGCUCAGUUUUUCAAUGUAGUCAAUGGUUUAAUGUGCUAUUCGUAUAUUUGAACACCAGCAGUAAUACAUGGAUAGUUAGUUUGGUGAUCUAUACACUUUUAAUCCUGUUUGAGGUUUUAUGGGCGAGAAUUGUAGCCUACUCCAAAAUAUUUAUGGUUGCCAACAAGUCUGAUUUGAAUGUUUUUAUAAUGUGCCAGGCACAGUAGUUGCUUUCAUUUACACCUUAUGUAUAACUGCAGAGCAGUAACAACUGCUGAUGAUGACAACAACAACAACUACUACUAGAACAAUGUCAAUAGUAAUUCAGUGGAAUCGGCCUAAUAAAAGGCUUCUUUUAGUUACAUUUGAUCUUUUUCAAUCCACAGAAGAUGAGUCAUACUCCCAGUCUCACUCUCUCUGAGCUGAGCUUCUUCUGACUUGGUGCUAGUUAAUGAGUUUCUCUAAAAAGAGAGCGGUCAUGUGAUUAACUUAGCCAAUCACAAUGGCUGCAUUUACAAUACUACUAAAUGAACAGGAGAAGUCUGGGCAAUGAAGGCACGCCUGGGGCAGAGAGGACCUUACUUACCAGCAUGAGCUGCUUUUAUCACCUAGGUGGGUUUUUAGGUUGCCUUCGACUAUUUCACCAUAUAAGUAGAAUAAUGUGAUUUAUUUUCUCUUCAGUCCAGAGUUACCAGAUGAGUGUUUUGUAGAAAACGUGGGGCUCCGUGACGGAGUGCUGCACUGAUGAUCUGAACACAGUUUGUAGGUGAGUUUGUGCCUUUCUUGUUUCUUUUUUGGUUUUGGAUGAUUAUCUGCUCUUUUUUGCUUUCUCUGCUCACAUUGUAUGGAUUGAGUACAGUGUGUUGCAUUUAUGACGUCUAUGCAGUUCACACCGUACUGUUAAAUGGGACCAAGCUCAGAAAGCGCAUGUUUCUGUUUGUCCACCUACCCGCUAAGGUAUUUGUAGGGCUGUUUUUGCCUCACUCUGUUCGGAGGUCUUGUUUGCACAGACUUCCUCUGGGUGGCUGGCACAACCUUUAGUCAGAAGGGCAGGAGACUCAUCCUUUGUCCCUCAAUGACCCUCUUUGUCAUUCCCGCAAUUCAUUAUAGCGCUCUGUGCUAACAUACACAUGUUUUCUGUCUCAUGCAUCCAUGCUGUGUCUGAACAGCAGCAUAUGUUAGUAAAUGUCAGUUAAGCUUGAUUCAUUUCGUGUACAGUAUGAUGGUCUUAGUGUACAGUCUACUGACUUGUAAGUUUUUCUUCUACCUUCUCCAGCCCUCCAGUUGUCUUGGUUUCUGUAAGCAGGCAGUUGGGCGGCUUUCGUGUUCAGAGUUUCACCGUCCUGAGCUGAGGAAUAUUAAACAUGACUGUGGCCAAUGCAAAGUCUGGCAAAGCCAUGCAGCAGAUACUGGACAACCUGAAAGACCUGCCAUCAGGCUCAGGAGCCAAAGAUAUUGACCUAAUAUUCCUCAAAGGCAUCAUGGAGAGCCCCAUCGUCCGCUCCCUCGCAAAGGCCCAUGAGCGUCUUGAAGAAGUUAAGUUAAAAGCUGUGCGGGACGAUAAUGUUCAGCUGGUCACAGAGAUCCUGGAUUCCCUCAACAACCUGCCAGAAAAAGAUUCUACCGCUGCUGAGCUUGUCAAAAUCCUUCAGGAGCCGCACUUUAAGUCUUUGAUAGAGGCUCAUGAUAAAGUGUCUGCAAAGUGCUAUGAAAUGCCCCACACUGCGGCGAACAGCAACGCCUUGUUGACGGGUUCACUCAUGCCAGCUGAUGCUGUGAGGAUGAUUGGCAUCCAGAAGAAAGCCGGGGAACUGCUGGGGAUGACAUUCCGCGUGGAGCGGGGAGAGAUGGUGAUCGCACGGAUCCUGCACGGCAGCUCGAUUGACCGGCAGGGCAUGCUGAACACGGGAGACAUAAUCCGCGAAGUGAAUGGCCGCGAGGUCGGUGAGAGUCCUCGUGAACUCCAGGAGCUGUUGGGGGACUGCAGUGGGAGCGUCACACUCAAGGUUCUGCCCAGCUACAGAGACACACCGGCACCUCCACAGGUUUAUCUGAAGCCCCACUUCAACUAUAAUCCGGCCACGGACAACCUGAUCCCCUGUAAAGAGGCAGGCCUGGUCUUUUCCAAGGGAGACAUCCUUCAUGUAGUCAACAGGGAGGACUCCAACUGGUGGCAGGCGCGCAAAGUCGUUGGUGGAGCGACUGGUCUCAUCCCCAGUCAGUUGUUGGAGGAGAAGAGGAAAGCUUUUGUGAGAAGAGACUGGGAUACUUCUGGUACAGGGAUGAUCUGUGGAACCGCGAAGAAAAAGAAGAAAAAAAUGAUGUACCUCACUUCAAAGAAUGCAGAGUUUGACCGAUAUGAGCUGCAGAUCUAUGAGGAAGUAGCCAAGAUGCCACCGUUUCAGAGGAAAACGCUGGUUGUGAUUGGAGCCCAGGGAGUUGGGAGGCGGAGCCUGAAGAACAGACUAAUCGUCAUGAACCCUCUGCGAUAUGGAACCACUGUACCCUUCACGUCACGACAUCCGAGGGAAGAGGAGAGAGACGGCCAGAACUACUGCUUUGUGACGCGAGAAGAGAUGGAGAAGGACAUCAGGGAGAACCGUUAUCUGGAGCAUGGCGAGUAUGAUGCCAACCUUUAUGGCACCAAGAUCGACUCCAUCCAUGAAGUGGUGGAUGCCAGCCGUACCUGCAUCCUGGACGUCAACCCUCAGGCCCUGAAAGUGUUGAAGACUGCUGAGUUUAUGCCAUUUGUGGUGUUUAUUGCUGCUCCUGAACUGGAUACACUAAGAGCCAUGCACAAAGCUGUGAUAGAUGCUGGACUUACUACCAAACUACUCACGGAGAACGAUUUGAAGAAGACUGUGGACGAGAGUGCCAGGAUCCGUCGGGCAUAUAGCCACUACUUUGACCUGACUAUUGUCAAUGACAAUCUGGACAAGGCCUUUGACAAACUGCAAGAGGUGGUAGAGCGAUUAUUCAUAGAGCCCCAGUGGGUUCCAGUCAGCUGGGUCUACUGAUGUUUUACAACCUACUGGACAGACAUUGCUGUUCGAGCUGCUAGGCUUGGGAUGAAAGGGGACACCUUAAGGGACGGAGAAUUUAACACCGCAGCCACGGACAUGUCAGACCUGUGUGAAUAUGGGUCUUGCGCAAAGCUGUAUCGGAGCCACCUUUUCUGAAUAGCCAGAUUCCUUUCUAGCUCUCUAUGCAACUUCCAAUGCACAGGAAGUGUACUUAUUUAUUGGCAAUUUCUUUUUAAAGAAUCCUUUCUAUUCUUGUGGAUUGGGAGACAAAAUACUGGCUCUUGUGUCAGGAUAUUUUAAAAGCAAAUGCAAUUUUUUGUCAUGUCCUGUUUUUAAUUCUUCUGCUCUGUAUGUAAAAUAGGUAAAGUGUAUUUAUUUUGCUAAAAAUGAGGAGAGCUUGCUCAUUGAAAAGAACGAUACCUCAGUGUUACAGUUUACAGUGUCUCCAGUCUCCAGUAUGUCAUCUCAUUUUGUCACUACAAACUUGUCAUACAUGUAGAAUGGUAUCUUACUUUUGAGACCUUUCUUCUUCCUCAAGGCUGCAUUUCUGCUCUGCCGUCUGUGCAGUUCAAACUCAUACAUGGAAAAUGUCAUGCGAGUCACUGUUUUUUGUACAGAAGAAAAAUGAAUUCUGUAGCGUUACCCCAUUGUUUCUUUCACUCAAGCACAACAGAUUACAUUAAUUAUGUUGAUUGUUUGUCAGACAUUUAGAUCACGUAAGUAUUUCUGACUGUUAGACCCGUCAAUAUGGUGCUGUCUUUGUUUAAAAGAAACUUUCCACAGAACUCUUGAACAGGGUACUUCAAUCUCAGUGAAUCAUCCCUUUUGAUGUGAUAUUACUAAAACUUAACCGUUUUAAAUAAAGUUCAUAUUUACUUAUAAAAGGUAUAUUUUACAAGAAUUCAGAAAAGUCGUAUUUUCAGAUGUCAAAUAAAUAACUGUUUUCUAAUAAUCCACAUUGGUUUUGCUUUGCUCCUUUGGUGGAAUUACUUGACAAACGUGUUCACCAACUGGAGGAGAAGAUAUUUAACCGUCUGAGGUGAUGUAUUUUUAUGGCCAGUCUGCUCUGAUUAGAUUUUGGUGGUCAAAGGUUAAGGUCACUGUGAACUCACGUCAGACCCAUUUUAGUGAACGUGACAUUUCAGGAACACCUUGAGCACAUUUCCUCAAAUAUGGCACGAACAUCCACUUGCACUCAAGGUUGAAGUGAUCA